AUGGGCAUUAUGUUGUGGUUAGUAAUGGCUGCUAUAAGUGCUCCUCAUUGGCAGAAAUUUCCUUUCGGAUACCUUGUUGUUUUCUUUAUCGCUCUUGUUAGUAAAAUGUUAGCAAGUAAUGUUGUACUUAAGAAAGCUAGUAUAAGUGAUUCAAUAUGGGCAAUUGUCCUUGGAUGUUGCCUUCGUAACUUUAUUUCAUUUAUUUCCUUUUUUAAAGCAAAAAGAACAUCCCAUCAUAGUACUGAUACUACAACUCUUCGUUUACCAUCUUGGCUUAAAAUUGCACAACAAACAGAACUUUAUAUUGCAACAAGUUUAGUGUUAUUAUGUAUUGAUAUCAAUGUCCUUCGUCCCUUGGCUCCUCGCGCUUUGUUUGUCAGCUGGAUUGAUACCCCUAUCUUAUUUAUGGUCGUUGCUUGCUUUGGUUGGACACUACUUAAGAUGGACCCUCAGAUAGCGAUUAUCCUUUCAGGUGCAACCUUUAUUUGUGGAUCCUCUGCUGCUAUCGCUUUAGGAUCUAGUAUGGGCGUCCCUCCCUAUAAGACUGCAAUGCCUAUCGCUAUCAUCUCUAUCUUUACUAUUCCUAGUAUUAUCGCUUUACCUUAUAUAGCAAAGGAAUUAAAAUUAUCACCAACUGUAAGUGGUGCUUGGUUUGGUGGCUGUGUGGACUCUACUGGAGCAGUUAUUGCCGCUGCUAGUAUCUAUGGUGAUAUUGAAGCGAUCAAUACAUCCGCCGUUGUGAAAAUGAUGCAAAAUAUCUUGAUCGGACCGCUUUCAGUUAUCAUGGCCUGGGCUUGGUCUAAAUAUGAAUUAAAUAGAGCACUUCGACGACAAGAGGAGGAAGAGCUCUUAAGAAGACAGAAUGAAGGAAAUGUGAACAAUAAUCAAGAGACAUCAACCGUAAAGGAAACCACCUAUGUUGCUACAACUGAUAAACAAAAACCUAAAAAGGAGAGUGCCUAUGUUUUGUUAUGGAAGCGUUUCCCUAAAUUCGUCAUAGGCUUCAUCGUGACAGCCGUUUUAUUUAAUACAACAAUUAGUGAUCCUAAUCAUCGAUCAUUAGUAAAUUCGUUUUGCUUUUAUGUCUCUGAAUGGUUUUCAACAUUAUCAUUUGUAAGUAUCGGAAUGGGCUUAGAAUUGAAUGAAAUGAAACAAAAUAUGCGUAGUCUUGGUAAAUUAGUCACUUUGUAUAUUAUUGCUCAAAUGGUUGAUAUCGUUAUUACAUGUCUAUUAGCAUGGACAGCAUUCACCUAUCUAUAA
Molecule: messenger RNA, 1260 nt
Organism: Cokeromyces recurvatus
Lineage: Eukaryota; Fungi; Mucoromycota; Mucoromycetes; Mucorales; Mucoraceae
Exons: 2
Coding region: 1-1260 (419 amino acids)
Cellular component (GO): plasma membrane
Source: RefSeq, a predicted model, not a curated record